AUGUGCGCCAGGCCAGGGUUCUUGCCGGGCGGGAGGGUGCCGGACGGGCUGGUGCGGCUGCUCCUGCUGGCGGCUCUGCUGCUCGGGCUCGAGUUCGUCGUGCCACCGUCGCUGGUCGAGGCGGGUUGCCGUCGGUUGGAGCAGAAACCGUGCGAGGCGAUUUGCGUUCGAACAACGAGCGCCGUCGACCGGAGCAGCGUCGCGGGAGCGAAUGCGACGGGCGUGGCGGAGGGUGCGGCGGGCACCUCGGGGUGGAUGUGCGAGCUGCGGGUCGUGGUUAUAAUGCCGGCCAACACCAGCGUCGAGGCGUCGCUGCCGCGCGUUCAGCCCGUCCUCGACAAGGCGGAGGAAUUUAUCCGUCGGGAAGGCAUCAUUCCGCCCGCCAUCAAGAUCAAGUGGAUUUCGUUCGACGACCGGUGCGAGCAGGCGCGGGCGACGGUGAUGGCGAUGGAUGGCACCGGAAGCAGCUCCUGCGGUCACGUCAUCCUUGGGCCGAGCUGUGAUUUUGCACUUGCGCCUGUUGCACGGAUCGCCCGGUAUAUUUACAACGACGGCAUUCCGGUGAUAACCGGCGCCGGAUACACGUUUGACUUCGAGGAACCGAAGACGCAUUGCGAGAACGAAUUUCACAUGCUCUUUCGCACCGGCUUGGUCAGCUUCAAGCGGAUGGCCUUCUUCAUGAUAGACCUGAUUCGCCACUUCAAGUGGAACCGCGUGGUCUACUUCUACGAGCGGCAGAGCUACUACAACGUGGCCGGCCCGCAGACGGGGCACCUGCUGAUGAACACGAUGGCGGAGUUUUUCCGCCACGAAAACAUCACCUACUCGCCGUUCUCGACCGACUCGGCCCGCACCAACCUCACCGAGAGCCUGAAGGAAAAGGUCGGCCUCAACUAUGCAAGUGAGUAUUGGAAACCACUCGCGCGGCGGUACAGGUCAGUGUUGUUCGAACGCUCGACAGCGACGAACGGAAUGAAGUGGGAUUUCGGAGAAGAACGGGACGAUUGUCUGCUGCUUCAUCUACCGAAGCCGUCACAGUCCGCGUAA
Messenger RNA from Anopheles coustani, 1047 nucleotides. Its product is annotated as atrial natriuretic peptide receptor 3. The transcript is spliced from 5 exons. Bases 1 to 1047 code for a protein of 348 amino acids. NCBI's taxonomy places the organism in Eukaryota, Metazoa, Arthropoda, Insecta, Diptera, Culicidae. The record is from RefSeq and is a predicted model, not a curated record. Gene Ontology annotation, molecular function: signaling receptor activity; peptide hormone binding.